Styela clava is the source of this 438-nucleotide messenger RNA. NCBI's taxonomy places the organism in Eukaryota, Metazoa, Chordata, Ascidiacea, Stolidobranchia, Styelidae. The record is from RefSeq and is a predicted model, not a curated record.
AUGGGACAAGUUAGUUGCACGGGGUUGGAACGCACAAGCACUAAAUAUGGCAACAUUAGAAAAGUUGACACAACAGGUGCAUCUGCCGCAACAGCUCCCCAAGAUGGCUUAUCUGGGGGAGUUUCCUCAUCACAUCUGAUGGCACAAAAUGAUAGGAACGCAAUGUUUCAAUAUAAAAGUUUAAUUGAAACAGCAGCCAACGAGUUGUGCAUUGACGCAGCUGUGAUUGCAGAGAUUCUCGUCGAUAUGCUCAAAGGAGUUCGAAAUAAGCACAAAUCCUGGAGCAAACUAUGGGUUUACAAAGGAGGGAUAAGCGCUUACAAUGCAGGAGUAAAAAACGUUCGCACGUAUGCUGGAAUGGAUGUCGGAACUACCGGAAACGACUACGGAAAUGACGUAGUUGCCAGAGCUAAAUGGUACAAGGAUAACGGAUACUAA